AUGGAGCAACAACGACGCGAGCGAGCACGUCUUGAUGCUUUGCAAGUGGGGUCUCCCUUCCCACAUCCUUGGUGGACAGCAUUCGCAUUGGUGGGUCCAAGCCCUAGAUGUCUUGAUGAAUGGUUGAUUAUUGAAAUUUCUCUGUCAAUCAGAGCCAAACCAGAGUGGAAAAGGAAAUAUAAGGAUAAUGCCAUAGUUUCUAAAUGGAAACUGGAAAUUAAAGAACAAUGUAAGGACAAGACAAAUUAUAUUGACGAAGUUAUUGAAUACGUUAUUAAGGAAUUGGAGUGGUAUGAGGAAAUUGAGUCGCGUUUUAUGGGUACUUCUGGGUUUGAAGUUGGAUUCAAUGAGUAUAUCCUGACCUCGGAUACUACUAUUACCACUGAAAUGAAAGAGAAAUUGAAGAAGGAAGUUCUGUUGUUAGUUGAAUCAUUCGGCGAUGAUUUGGAUUACCAUCCUGGUUCCGACGACAAGGUGUUAGAUUUGGUCCAUCCUUCUUUAUUUCCAUUGCAGUACGACAUAACUCCAAUAAUCAACAAUAACAAUAACGUUGAAAUUGUCAAGUUCACGGAAAAAGUUCAAUAUGCCAAGAAAGCCGUGGAAGGAUACGGAGUUUCGCAAAGAUUCCAGUGGCUUCCUGCACUUAUGAAACUUGAAGAUGGUAGAUUUUCCUUUAAAUCUUAUAUUAAUAAUUUGCACCCAAUCAACCACAAAGAUUUGUAUGGUUCAAUUGAAAAUAUUUUCAAUUCUAUCUUACCAGGAUUGAAUUAUACCUUAACGCGUUACGCUUCCAAGGAGUAUCUUCGUGUCCAAGUACCCGUUGGAAGCGCAGCUUAUUCAGAAGAUUACCAUAGGCAGAUUAAUGAAAUGUACGAUCGUUUAGUUGGCGAUGAUGCAGAAUCUGGCCUCGAAGAAAAGCUAGAAGAAUUCGAGAGUGAUAAAUCGGCAUAUGUUUUAGAUAUAAAGCCUAGGUGGGAAGAAAGACCAGAGUUUGAUAAGGUAAUUGAUUUAAAGACUUUUGAAAAUGUGAAAGUUGUUGUUAAGUUAGCAAAUAUUGAAUUGACUCCCGAGCGUCCUUCGUAUAGUGGUGGUUCAUGGCAUGUUGAAGGAACAAUCAAUGAAGAUAUCAUUGCAACUGUAUUGUACUAUUAUGAUAUGGAAAAUAUUACAGAAUCUAAACUUUCUUUUAGAACCGCUUUUGAAGAUCCUGGGUAUGAACAAGGAGAUGCUUUUUAUAAUAUGUAUUUCUAUGGUCUUCAAGAUGAAGAUGUUAUGGUUAGAAAUAUCGGAAGUGUUGAAGCCAAAGAGAACAGGGUUGUUGUUUUCCCUAAUAUGUACCAACAUCAUGUUGAUGCUUUUGAAUUAAAGGACAAAACAAAACCAGGUUACCGAAAGAUUUUAUGCUUUUUUAUUACUGAUCCAUAUAAUUCUAAUGUGGUAAGUACUGAGAAAGUCCCUCCACAACAAAAGGAAUGGUGGAAUGAUGAGGAAUUAAAUUAUCUUUACCCAGGUAAUACUAAGCAAGAUAUUUUACAAUUGAAGCUUGACCUGAUGUGGCCACUAACUAUGGAACACGCUAAAACUGCUAGAAGAGAAUUAAUGACUGAAAGGAGUGCAUAUCAUGACGAGGAUGAUGAGGUAGCUUUCCAAAGACACUUUUCGUUAUGUGAGCAUUGA
Spathaspora passalidarum NRRL Y-27907 is the source of this 1677-nucleotide messenger RNA. RefSeq names its product DUF4246 domain-containing protein. The record is from RefSeq and is a predicted model, not a curated record. The transcript has a single exon. Bases 1 to 1677 code for a protein of 558 amino acids. NCBI's taxonomy places the organism in Eukaryota, Fungi, Ascomycota, Pichiomycetes, Serinales, Debaryomycetaceae.